Molecule: messenger RNA, 2886 nt
Organism: Danio rerio (zebrafish)
Lineage: Eukaryota; Metazoa; Chordata; Actinopteri; Cypriniformes; Danionidae
Source: RefSeq, a predicted model, not a curated record
GGGAAACACCCAUACACACUAAUUCACACACUCACCCUAUUUAGUUAAUCCAAUUCACCUAUACUAUAUGUAUAUGAACGGUGAGAAAAACUGGAGCGCCCUAAGGAAACGCACACCAACACGGGGAGAACAUGCAAACUCCACACAGAAAUGCAGAUUGCAUCAGUAUGCGCUAAAAAUGACAGGCCACCUGAAGUUGUACAGAAAACAGGCCCACAAGAACAUGAAGAUUGCCCUGAAAGAUUUUCAGCUAUAGUAUGACCGGUAUUCUCAACACUACUGUCGUUGUAUUUAACAAGCUGUAUGCAGGGGGUCAGAGGUCCUACACCAUCCUCACAAUGAUGGGACCCAUUACAUGUAAAGUGCACCUGCCAAACAGAGAGAAGAAAAGGCAAGUGUGCCAUGUCAUCUUCAAUAAUGGCGGGAGAGAACACCUAAGGGAAAGACAGCCGUGGUGGUACAGAGAAGAUGAUGACCCUGCUACCUAUCUUAAACUCUUCAGGCCUAGAUCAGGAAGAACCAGUGUGCUGGAUAACGUUACUAUUUGACAGCCUCUGCUCUGCCGUGCCCCUUGUGCUUUCCUCGUAGGUUUUAUUUGUUUUUGUUUUUGUUGUUGUUAAACUCUGUAUAAAUCUGACAUAUAACUUGCAGCAAUAUCUUUGUAAUCAUUUUCAGAAUUUUUAUUUUAUGAUCUUUAACAUAAUAAAGGACAAAGUCCCAACCAUAAACCAGACUUGCUUGUUUUGCACAACUCAAAAGUACAGAACCAGGAAGCUCUUUCUCUUUCUGGAAGACUGAAACUGAAGUGCGGCUGAGAUUUGGACAGACCUCUGAGAUCUUGUGGUAUAAUGGCAGAAGCAAAUCUAGAUCAGGAGUUCAUCUGUCCAAUUUGUCUGGAUCUACUGAAGGAUCCAGUCACCAUUUCCUGUGGACACAGUUUCUGUAUGAGCUGCAUUACAGACUGCUGGAAUCUGGAGGAUCAGAAGAGAGUUUACAGCUGUCCUCAGUGCAGACGGACCUUCACUCCAAGACCUGCUUUAGGUAAGAAUGUGAUGCUCGCUGAAAUGCUGGAGAAACUGAAGACAACAAGACUCCAAACUGCAGACUGUUAUGCUGGAUCUGGAGAUGUGGAGUGUGACGUCUGUACUGGAAGAAAACUUAAAGCUGUCAAGUCCUGUCUAGUGUGUCUGAACUCUUACUGUCAACAUCACCUGCAGCAACAUCAGACAUUAUUCAGAAGCAAGAAACACAAACUGACUGACGCCACUGGACGACUACAAGAAAUGAUCUGCACAAAACAUGAAGAACCGCUGAAAAUCUACUGUAGGACUGACCAGCAGUGUGUGUGUUAUCUGUGUACGAUGGAUGAACACAAAAACCAUGAGACUGUGACGGCUGCAGCUGAGAGGACAGAGAAACAGAAUAUUCUGAAAGAGACACAAAGACAAUAUCAAGACAGAAUCCAGGAGCGAGAGAAGAAGCUUCAGGAUCUGAGACAGGCUGUGGACUCUCAUAAGCGCUCUGCACAGGCAGCAGUGGAGGACACUGAGAGCAUCUUUACUCAACUCAUCCACUCCAUUGAGAGACGCUGCUCUGAGAUCACACAGCUGAUCAGAGAUCAGGAAAAGACUGCAGUGAGUCGAGCUGAGGAUCUCAUGAAGACACUGGAGAAGGAGAUUGAUGAUCUGAAGAGGAGAAACACUGAGCUGGAGCAGUUUUUACAAACUCAAGAUCACAUACAGUUCCUGCAGAGUUUCCUGUCUUUCUCUGUCUCUCCUGGAACUGCAGAUGUUUCCAGCAUCACUAUCAGCUCUCUCCUCUCUCUUGAUCAUGUGGGAAAAUCUGUUUCUGAACUGAAGGACAAACUGGAGGAUUUCUGCAGACAAGAGACUGAAAAGAUCUCAGACAGAGUAAAGUGCACUGAAAUAUUGAACAAAGACCCUGAAACCAGACAGGACUUUCUACAAUAUUCCCGUCUGCUCUCUCUGGAUCCAAACACAGUUUAUAAAACCCUUCUUCUGUCUGAGAGGAACACACUGGUUACUGACACAAACACAGUCCAGCAGUAUCCUGAUCAUCCUGACAGAUUUGAUUAUUACAGUCAGGUGUUGUGUAGAGAGAGUUUGUGUGGACGCUCCUACUGGGAGAUUGAGUGGAGUGGAGAGGUGUUUAUAGCAGUGACAUAUAAGAGCAUCAGGAGGAAGGGAUCCAAAUUAUGUCUGUUUGGAUAUAAUGAUCAUUCAUGGAUGUUGUUCUGCUCUUCCUCCACAUGCAGUUAUUAUCACAAUAGUAAAUGUACUGUUCUCCCUGUGUUGUCCAGCAGUAGAAUAGGAGUGUAUGUGGAUCACAGUGCAGGAACUCUGUCCUUCUACGGCGUCUCUGACAAAAUAAGCCUCAUCCGCAGAGUCCAGACCACAUUCACUCAACCUCUACAUCCUGGGUUUUGGAUAGGUUCAAAUGCAAAAGUGAAACUGUGUGAUCUAACAGAAUAGAUGAUACAGAGAUUUUAUACAAUUACCAUCACAGCUUAAUCUCAGCUAUCAGGUGUUAAUAGAUUUAUUUAAAUUAAUUAUUUAUAUCAUCAAACUUUUAAUGAAGCUGAAUAACUAAAUACAUCAUAUCACUUAUUUUUUGUAGUAAUUAUCAGAACAUUUUGGAAACUUCUUAACCGGUUUGUAAAUUGGGGCAUUCAGUAAAGGCACAUUUUUCAUGUACAGUAAAUAUGUGAGCCAAAGACAAGGGGAAGGAGUGAAAUUAUGUUCUAUUGUCAUUCAGCAUAACAAAUAGAUAUUUGUAUUAAUAAUAGUGGUUAUUUUGACCUGCUCUUUUAAAAUAAGGCUGUAUAAAAUUUAUUAUACUUUUUUUAGGAUUUUAAACUGGGCAAUG